CAGUGUGUUUCUGUCUUUGGUUAUUUUACAGUGUUUUUAAGAAUCACUCCAUUGGCCUGUGUCGUCAUAUAACAACAUACUGUGACAAAGGGACAAAAGCCCCCCAAAAUGAAAUCACAAAUGAAAGUUUGAUGUUCACAUGCACACAUUCUUGAUCUAAUGGCAUCUGUGUGUUUCUGUCUUUCUGUGCACUGUUUCACACAUGAAGAGAUGAUGAGAAUAGUGAUGGAGGGAGAUCCUGUCCCUCUACGCCCUAAUACUGGUAUACAGAAAAGUGAUGAGGUUCAGUGGCUGUUUGGAGAUGAAGAGCAGAUUGUCCUGACUGAAAUCAAGAACACAGAGGUGACUAAAUAUACUGGACCUGAUUGGAGAUUCAGAGACAGACUGAAGCUGGACAAGGAGACAGGCACACUGACCAUCACAAACACCACAGCUGCACACACUGGAUACUACACUCUGAAGAUCACAAGAGAAAGAGAAAAAAUAUACAAAAGAUUCCAUGUUUCUUUCAAAAAGAGGAAGAUGACCGUGACGGAGGGAAAAUCUGUCACUCUAAAACCUGCUAGAGAAAUAAAGAAAGAUAAUUUGAUUCGGUGGCUGUUUGGAGAUAGAGUGCAGCAGACUCUCAUAGCUGAACUCAAUGUAAAGACCGGAGAGAUCUCACCAUAUGCUGAUGUUGCUGAUGGGAGAUUCAGAGACAGACUGGAGCUGGACAAGACGACUGGAGAUCUGACCGUCAAGAACACCAGGAUUGAACACUCUGGACUCUAUAAACUACAGAUCAUCUCCAGCAGUGGUGUUACAGAACAGAUAUUUACUGUCACUGUCAAAGGUGAGUAGCUCAGUCAGUAUAAUCAUGAUCACAGAUCUUCAUUGGCAGUUAUUCUCCAUAAUUCUGUUCUUCUGCAGAUAAUUCAGAUCAAACUGUUUAAUGUUCAGACUAGGGAUGCACCGAUCAUGAUUUUUCAUGGCUGAUUCAGAUACUGAUUUUUUUUACAA
Messenger RNA from Carassius auratus (goldfish), 999 nucleotides. RefSeq lists its product as uncharacterized. The record is from RefSeq and is a predicted model, not a curated record. NCBI's taxonomy places the organism in Eukaryota, Metazoa, Chordata, Actinopteri, Cypriniformes, Cyprinidae. The coding region runs from base 160 to 840 and encodes 226 amino acids. The transcript is spliced from 2 exons.